This is a messenger RNA of Acipenser ruthenus (sterlet), 966 nucleotides long. RefSeq lists its product as uncharacterized. Bases 51 to 857 code for a protein of 268 amino acids. Lineage: Eukaryota; Metazoa; Chordata; Actinopteri; Acipenseriformes; Acipenseridae. The transcript has 4 exons. The record is from RefSeq and is a predicted model, not a curated record.
GUGUCUGAGUUUCUUCUGUUUAAAACAGAGGAAAAAAUCAGAAGUGAUGCAUGUUGCUCAACAAGAAAAUGAAGGUCUUAACUGCAGCUGUGUGGGUUCUUGGGUUAUUUGUGUCUUCUGUUCAAGGGAAGGAGGAUUGUGACCCUCACAUUGAAACUCUGCAGAAGACGCUGCUGGUGAGGCAAGGGGACGGGUUCAAUCUGAGCUGCAGCUCCCCUUUCUGCACUCACUCCCCGUUCCUUCUGUACUGGUGCAAGGAGGAGCAAUCCCUGGCCCAGAGCGAUCGGCACAGCCUUCACUCCAGCAACGGCACCCACACAGCAACCCUGAGAGUGCGCUCAGCCACAGAGCAACACAGCGGGCAUUACCUGUGCCAAGCGAGGAAACAGCAAGCCCAGACUUCAUCUGCCAUGGGCAACAUCGUCCAUGUACUGGUAACAGACUUUAAGGUCAACGUCUCUGAUUAUGACGUGGAGGUGAGCGAGGGCGACUCGGUAUCAGUCAACUGCUCGGCCACCUUUCAUGCUGAUGUUAAACAGGAGGUGAGCUUGUACUGGAGCAGGGAGCGGUGCAACGAAUCAGGCUCUGCUAUCGGGAACCAGACCCUGGGAGAGGGGCAGAGCCGGUCCUCCCUGGAACUCUCCCCCAUCACAGUGGAGGAUGCUGGGGACUAUUACUGCUGUGCCUCCCUGGCGACGGAGAGCCCCAGUGAGGAGAGCAGGAGGGUCCGGGUACAGGUGACGGGAAUGAGAUCUGGAGGCGAGAUUAUCCUGCUGUCCCUUGUCCUUGCUAAAGCUGCUGUCUUCAUUAUAUUCGUCAACUUGAGCGUCUGCAUGUCCUGCACAAAGGCAUGCUAGGAGCUGGAUUCUUAUGAUAAAAGAAAUGCAUUCUAAUAAAGAAUUAUUCCAAAUUAAAAAAUAAAUGCAAAAGUAAUGUUUUUCAUCUUUAUUAAAAACAGAUAUAUUU